AUGGCUGCCUCCUGGUCUGAAAUAUUUCCUCCUGCACCGGCCUGGACAGAAAAAGACAUGACCUCCCAAGCGGGCCGUGUUUUCCUCGUCACAGGCGGCAGCACAGGAAUCGGCUACGAAACAGCAAAAGCCCUUUACCACCUUAACGGCACCGUCUACAUAACCUCACGCUCUUCUUCGUCGGCCGGGUCCGCAAUCACUUCAAUAAAAGCCUCGUCCCCGCAUCUAUCUCAAAUCGUUCCUCCCGGGCAAGGAAGAAUUGAUUUUGUGGUCAUGGAUUUUUCCGAUCUCAGCACGCUUCAGCAGGCAGCUAAAGAAUUCAUGAGCAAGGUCAACAGACUUGAUGCAAUAAUCCACAAUGCAGGUGUAAUGCUCCCCGACAAUCCAGACGAGACCACCACACAGGGCUGGUAUCAACAGUUGGGAAUCAACGCCCUAGCCCCUUUCCUCCUCCAACUCUUCCUCAACCCACUCGUCCUUCACACCGCCUCUCUGCCCACCACACCACCCAACUCAGUCCGCAUAAUCUUCCUCUCUUCCUCUGGGCACCAGGCUGCACCGUCUCCUGACGGAGUCGCCUGGUCUGAUAUCAAUCUCGCCCACACAACGAAAACAGGAUUAAGGAAAGAAGCGGAACGGUACGGCCAAUCCAAAGCAAUGAACUGCAUGUUUGCCUAUGAAUUCGCGAGAAGAUACAAGGGGAAAGGGUCUGGGAUAGUGAGUUUGAGUCUCCAUCCUGGAGCGUUGAAGACUGGAUUGCAGAAAAAUGCCCCAGGGUGGCUUAACCUCCUUUUCGGGAUACUGCGAAAAGAGGCGAGGUUUGGUGCACUCACAGUUCUCUGGGCUGGUAUUCGGGAAAUCGAAGAGGGAGAUGCGAAUAUGCUUGGCAUAAAGAAUGGCAAGAAUGGAGGUUACGUCGAACCAUUUGGGAGAUGGGGCGGUGGUAGCAAAGAUAUAUUCGAGGGACUGAUGGAGAGAGGGACCGGAGAACGACUCUGGGGUGUUUGCGAGGAGUUAGUGAAGGGUUUUCGAUAGACUUGCAAUCCUACUUGGAAUGUAAUAAAGUCUGAAUUGGAAUAGGAAUAUCGGACUGGUCGCCUAUCUUAGCAGACUUCCUUGUA
Molecule: messenger RNA, 1121 nt
Organism: Hyaloscypha bicolor E
Lineage: Eukaryota; Fungi; Ascomycota; Leotiomycetes; Helotiales; Hyaloscyphaceae
Product: NAD(P)-binding protein
Exons: 3
Coding region: 1-1035 (344 amino acids)
Source: RefSeq, a predicted model, not a curated record